CUGAUAUAUUUCCCUAUCGCAGACGUCCUCUUGACCGAACGGCCUCAUCCUCUCUCUUUUCACAUACCCCUCUUGUAAUCUGUAGCUCUAGCCCUAGAGGAGCGCUCGCAGUCAUGCCUGGUGGAGGAGUUGUUACCGUCACUGGCACGGCAGAUGUCUCUCGUGUUGAAGCGCCUGUAACUGUCAAGGCCUACCUCAUUGUUGCUUUCGCGGCUUUCGGUGGUAUUUUCUUCGGUUAUGAUACAGGUUGGAUGGGAGGGGUCCUAGGUAUGGACUACUUCAUCAAGCAGUACACUCACAAGGAAUACCCCGACAUCAUUUUCCCAGGAGACACAACAAGCGAUGCGUAUAAGGCCUACAAGAAGGGAUUUGUGAUCCCGCAAUGGGAGCAGUCUUUGACCACGUCAAUUCUCUCGGCUGGUACUUUCUUUGGAGCUAUCAUUGCUGGAGAUGUCGCCGACUUCAUUGGUCGCCGCUUGACUAUCAUUUUGGGGUGUUUCAUCUUUACUGUUGGCGGUAUCCUCGAGACUGCGUCUACCGGCGUUGGUGUCAUGAGUGCCGGCCGUAUCUUUGCUGGUCUUGGUGUUGGUUUCAUUUCUGCCAUUGUUAUCUUGUACAUGUCUGAGAUUGCUCCUAAAAAGGUUCGUGGUGCUAUUGUUGCUGGGUAUCAAUUCUGCAUUACGAUUGGUAUCUUGCUCGCCAACUGCGUUGUCUACGCCACACAGAAGCGCCGUGACACUGGCUCUUAUCGUAUCCCGAUUGCUGUCCAAUUUGCAUGGGCCCUUAUCUUAGGUACUGGUCUUGCAAUUCUCCCCGAAUCUCCUCGUUACUUCGUUAAGAAGGGCAAGCUUGACAAGGCUGCGAAAGCGCUCGCCUCGGUCCGUGGCCAACCCGUUGACUCCGAGUACAUACAGGACGAGCUCGCUGAAAUCAUUGCCAACCACGAAUAUGAGAUGUCGAUCGUUCCCCAAACCAGCUACCUCGGGUCCUGGAUGUCGUGUUUCGAGGGCAAGCUCAGCCAACCAUCCUCCAACCUCCGCCGAACCAUCCUUGGUAUUCUCAUGCAGAUGAUGCAGCAGCUGACCGGUAUCAACUUCAUCUUCUACUUUGGUACCGUCUUCUUCCAGCAGCUCGGCACGAUUUCCAACCCCUUCCUCAUCUCGCUCAUUACUACUCUCGUCAACGUCUUAUCGACUCCCUUCUCUUUUGUCAUGGUUGAGAAGCUCGGUCGCCGCAGGAUCCUCAUCUGGGGCGCCGCAUCUAUGGUUACUAUGCAAUUCAUCGUCGGUAUCAUUGGUGCUACUGCUGGCAAGCAAUCUGCGCACAAUCCCGCUGCUGUGAAGGCUAUGAUUGCCUUUAUUUGUUUGAACAUUGCCUCAUUCGCUACUACCUGGGGUCCAGCUGCCUGGAUCGUAAUUGGUGAAAUCUUCCCUCUCACUAUUCGUUCCCGUGGUGUUGGUCUCUCAACCGCAUCCAACUGGUUCUGGAACUGUAUUAUUGCAGUCAUUACGCCUUACCUUGUUGCCGACCAGCCUCACUCUGCUAAGUUGGGAUCUAAUGUCUUCUUCAUGUGGGGUGGCCUAUGCUGCAUCUCCUUUCUUUUCGCCUUCUUCCUCGUGCCUGAGACUAAAGGCCUCUCCCUCGAACAAGUCGACAAGAUGUUAGAAGAGUCCACCCCUCGCACAUCCAGGAAGUGGAAGCCUCAUAGCACCUUUGCUGCUCAGAUGAACCUAGCUGAGAAGCAUAUUGAGGUUCCCAUCGGGACCGAGACUGUGGAGAGCAAGACGGCUCAGGAGGUUUAAACCUAAAGCUAUAAUCGAGACCUUAAUCAAUAGGAUGAUAGAAUUACGCUGAAUUGAAGGAGUUGGUGAUUUGUAAUGAUCGCCGCUGCGCUGGGUGCAGUAGAGGGUAGUCCAGCAUCGACGUAGUCAAUAG
Molecule: messenger RNA, 1935 nt
Organism: Lindgomyces ingoldianus
Lineage: Eukaryota; Fungi; Ascomycota; Dothideomycetes; Pleosporales; Lindgomycetaceae
Product: high affinity glucose transporter RGT2
Exons: 3
Coding region: 114-1802 (562 amino acids)
Biological process (GO): carbohydrate transport; transmembrane transport
Cellular component (GO): membrane
Molecular function (GO): carbohydrate:proton symporter activity
Source: RefSeq, a predicted model, not a curated record